AUGGCCACCAUUUCAACAGACUACCACAGGCCAGUCCGAGUCAUGGCUCACUUCGCCCGUCAGCCAACCCCAGACGAGCACCCACCUCCUCCGCCUCUUGUGCCAGCCAUGGCCUCCAACCCGCCCCGGGCGCAGGUCACCAGGAUGUCGACCAUCGAUAUCAUGUCCAACAAACUUGUGGAUUUAAAUCUGGAUUCAUCUGCCCCGGACCCAUUUGAGCAGCGGGCAUCGUGGGAGAGCAGCGGCAAGACACAGCAGCCGCAGAAAUCGGUGCGCAACCCCGACCCGAACGUCCUUUUUGAUGCCGAUUUUGAGGCGGAACACGGCGCCGAAGACGACGAUGAUUUUGGCGAUUUUGAGACGGGGACCCCCGCCACAACGGUGCCGCCGCAGACCGCACCACCGUCGUCCGCUCUCGAUCUCUUAUUGCUAGACUCCGGCCCGGUGCCACCAGCAGCAGUGCCAGCCAAGAAACAGCCUCCGGGGUUGACUCUAUCAAAUGUGGCUCCUAAAGCAAAUGAAGCAUCCUAUCCAAAGGCGCCCAAAUCCCCUUACGGAUCCUUCCAUCAUCGGAAGCCCGAGCCGGUAAAGCAGCUUGAAGUGAAGCCGCCGACCCUGGCAAAGACGGUGCAAGAGUCUGAUGCCGCGUCACCGUCCCUCCGCAGCCGCUUGGCCGCAAGCUGCGCUGGCUCCGCGACAAGUUCCUCGGCCCAGGGCAUGUCCAUCUCCGCCGCCCCCGCGGGUGGUGGUGGCGGCCCUGGGAAGGCGCAGCGGGGGAUGAAGCUGGCCGGGGUGGACAAGGCGCGCGCGGCGCACGACGAGCGGGAGGCGGCCGAGGUGGUGGCGGCGUGGAAGGGGCAGGUGGGGCGGGUGCGGGCUGUGGUAGCAGCAGCAGCAGCAGCAGCCGCCGCCGCCGCUGCCGCUCAGCAGGGCGGUAGUAGUGGGGAUGAGUCGUUGAGGGAAGGGCUGCGGGUGCCCGAGGUGGCGAUGGGGCUGGCGGUGAGCACGGCGAAAGGGGUGCCGACGGCGCCGAGGGCUUAUUGCUGUCACUGCUACCUAGGUGUUGAGUGUGCCACUGCCCGGUACCAUCGACCGGUGCCAUCAUCGCUUAUAUACCCAACGGCGACUUAG
This is a messenger RNA of Chaetomium globosum CBS 148.51, 1131 nucleotides long. RefSeq lists its product as uncharacterized. The transcript is spliced from 4 exons. The record is from RefSeq and is a predicted model, not a curated record. NCBI's taxonomy places the organism in Eukaryota, Fungi, Ascomycota, Sordariomycetes, Sordariales, Chaetomiaceae. The coding region runs from base 1 to 1131 and encodes 376 amino acids.